This is a messenger RNA of Prunus armeniaca (apricot), 852 nucleotides long. The record is from the annotation of a GenBank genome assembly. NCBI's taxonomy places the organism in Eukaryota, Viridiplantae, Streptophyta, Magnoliopsida, Rosales, Rosaceae.
AUGUCUGCUUCUCUUCGCCAGAAAAUUGAUCAUGAAUGGCCAGCAUUUUCUGCUACCACUCCACUGUUUCUCAAGAUGAUCCUAGACGACACUUCUAGAGACACAAACUUAAUACAGAAGAGUUUCGUGAAGAAGUAUGAAAAACAUCUAUCAAAUCCAGUACAUUUGAAGCUUCCAAGUGGUUCAGAAUGGGAAGUAGAAGUGACAACAUGUGAUGGUGAGGAUGGCUCCCUAGUUUUCAAAUAUGAUGGGAACUCAAAAUUCCAAGUUUGCAUAUUGGAUGCAAGUGGCACAGAGAUCGACUAUCCCCUAGCGUUGCCCGUGAUGGAAGAAACCAAUGAGGAUGAUGAAAAUAACUCUGUUGAAAUCUUGGAGGAUUAUGAUGAUGAAAAUGAUAAUUCUGCUGAAAUUUUUGGGGAUUAUAAACCCUGCCCAAAAACAAGGCAGAAGUCUGUUCCAUUGUCAUGUCCUCUGCCUCGCAAGAAAACCAGAUUAAGUACUCAUUCUUCACCCGAAAUAUCAUCAUCUUCAUCUAAGAGGGUUGUUGAAGCUGCCAACAAGUUCAUCUCAAACCAUUCCUUCAGAGUCACUGUGGGCUCAUCCCUUACGCCGCAUGUACCAGUUAGUUUCUCCAAGCAUUUCAUUAAAUUGGAGGAACAAACCGCCAAGCUUCUGGUCAGAAAGAAAUUGUGGUGUGUGAGUUUGAUUGCUCAUUCUGUUAACACAUUUCCAUUUUCUGUUGGCUGGGCCGCUUUUGCAAGGGAAAAUUGUUUGAGAGCAGGAGAUGUUUGCAUCUUUGAGCUUGUCGACAAAAACGACAUUUCACUGAAAGUUCACAUGUUCAGAUGCUGA